Molecule: messenger RNA, 1639 nt
Organism: Orbicella faveolata
Lineage: Eukaryota; Metazoa; Cnidaria; Anthozoa; Scleractinia; Merulinidae
Biological process (GO): regulation of transcription by RNA polymerase II; spermatogenesis; oocyte development
Cellular component (GO): nucleus
Molecular function (GO): zinc ion binding; sequence-specific DNA binding
Source: RefSeq, a predicted model, not a curated record
AAUUUCGCUAAAAGUCUUCUUCCUAACUAUUCUAAAAGCGCGAUAAAAUCUAAGUAUCAUAUAUCAUAUUAAUCAGAUAGUGAAAAAAAACGCCAAAAAAAAAAACGAAUUUCCUUAAAUCUGCUUACAUGAUUUAAGGUUGUCCAUUUGUUGGAGAUUUUGAAACAAGCUGAUUUCGAGAUUUGGGACUGCCUGUCUCCUCCCUACCCCCGACGUGCGAGUCAAGCGGUAGCCUAUCUGGGGUAGAAAACGCGAUUCUUCCAGCCAAUCAGUGCCUGUGUUCAGUUGAAGUGUUAACAGCUGUUAACAAACGAUUUUAUCUUUACCAACUGGGGAAAGCAGACCCAGUGGGGAGUGUUGUUUACAACCUGAACUUCCAGGCCUCUUUGUUUCAAAUGGCAUGCCAUGGCACGAGAGAAAAGAGGAGGGAAAAUUGUUGGCGGGCCGCCGUGCACUCCACAGUUGCGCGCCACAUUGCUGCAACUUGAUUGGUCGAGAGUUGCCUGGCGCGGAACUCAAACUUGUCGAGCAGCACGAAGCACUGCAGUCCACUGCGAUGUUUCGUACGAACAGCAAGGUGGCUAGAAAUAUGGCUUCUUUCUUCGGAAAACAUCUGAUUUAUCCCUCGUCUGGCGUUCCUAAAUCCAUGGCUGAUCUUCGGAGAUACGAGGGAUUUUUUCCCAACAUGAGUGGAGCAACGUAUGAUCCCAUUUCCCUGAUGAACGAAGAGAAGAAUCUUAGCCGUGAGCCGAACAGUAGCUUUUCUUCAGAUUCCACAACUCCAUCCCACGAUGAUGACAUCUUUUCGAACGCUACCUUUACGUUUUCAAGUGGUGAUGACAGCACAGGAUCGAGUCAAACAUCCAAUGACGUUUAUAAUGAAGGUGAGCAAGCAGUGUUGCUGAAGACUCCAAAGAAGAAUCUAGGGAAGCGAGUGAGUCCAAGAAAACCUCUCAAGCCCGUGAAAAGUGUAAAUCCUUGGGAUCCAAGCUUCAAAGGCGUCACUCUUCACAUGAAAACGACGCUAAAGAAAGGUAAAAGGGGCCUAAAAACUCGAUCCGAGGCGCAACUGGUGAUCGAUUGUUGCUUUACUUCCAAGAAGAAACGUCGCUGCUCAAAUCCAGAGUUCGAUUGCAAGACAUCGAGAAGAAGGCUUGCUUCGCCAGGGCUUAAUCCUUCAGUUUUCAAGCUGCAAAACUCUCCGGAGUCGUUGUUUAAUGACAGAAGCCCACUGGACGUGGAUUUGGGAACUGCGCCUAUCCAAGUCGAGAAGGAAUGCGCAUCCUGCGGAACUUUCAAGACACCUCUGUGGCGUGAUGCGGAGGAUGGCACGCAUUUGUGUAAUGCCUGUGGAAUCAGGUACAAAAAGUACAGGAUCCGUUGUGUCCGUUGCUGGUAUAUUCCUAAAAAGGAGGAAAAAGCUUUACCCUGCUGUACUAGCUGCGGGCAUACCUACAAAAUUACUCUUAGUCGCAAAGGAAACCCAUUUAGUUGUAGUGAGUAACAAAAUCUUUCCCUGUUUGGUUUUAGUCCGCUCACUGUAACGGUUUUGAGUGUUUUACAAAGCAUUAACAUGGUAGCAGUGGAACAUGGCGAUGGCUUUAACAUGGUAACGAAACUAUGUACUGUCAGAUUUCAG